This is a messenger RNA of Thunnus maccoyii (southern bluefin tuna), 3884 nucleotides long. RefSeq names its product protein Wnt-2b-A. Gene Ontology annotation, biological process: cell fate commitment; canonical Wnt signaling pathway; multicellular organism development. Gene Ontology annotation, cellular component: extracellular region. NCBI's taxonomy places the organism in Eukaryota, Metazoa, Chordata, Actinopteri, Scombriformes, Scombridae. The record is from RefSeq and is a predicted model, not a curated record. Gene Ontology annotation, molecular function: frizzled binding; cytokine activity. Bases 2066 to 3232 code for a protein of 388 amino acids. The transcript has 5 exons.
GAGAGAGAGAGAGAGAGAGAGUCUGUUCCAGCUCCAGCCCCGAGAGAGCAAGCAUAACUCAGCCGUGUUUGUGCUUCCCUAAUUCCUUUUGAUUUAGCAGAAAAUUGUGAGCUAAGCUGCAGCGCACAAAUAUUCACCAGAGCUUAGCUUUUUUGCCUAACCUCGCAGCCUCUUACAAAUCUGUACCCACUCUAGUCUUUGUGUUUGUGCGUGUGCCUGUUUCUGAAUAUGUUUGAAAGUGUGUGUGUGUGUGUGUGUGUGUGUGUCCCAUUCUGACAGCAGUUUGCCCGCCGAGCUCUAAGCAGAAAUACAAAUGUGUCUAAAAGGAGCUUAGCUUUAAACAGCAGCUUUGGCAUAAAUACUAGAAAUGUUUUCUCAAGCUUUUGAUGAAAUAGCAGUUUGCGACAGCUAUAGCUAAUUCUAAUAGUUUCAAUUCCGACAGGAAUUUCCUGAUUUGUUUACUUGUUUGUUAGCAUUGCUGGGUCAGCUGAAUCAACUGUUAAUCCAAUAUCACCAACACCCCAGACAAGUUCAAGUCUACGCUGAUAAAAACUGCAUAUGAACAAGUGAAGCGGUGGUUUUUGAGUUUAUGAAAGGUCUUGGGGUACUCUAACAUUUUUUUUUUAACUCUGUCAGGAGCCAUUCAAGGACAAAGAGAUACAUCAGAGAUUUGAUGAUGGAUGACAGCUCACUGCCAACUCUGAAGACACACACAAACACAUGGAAAGAAAGGUAAGGAUGGUCGCUCCACGGACAAUGUACAGUGUUUGUGUGUGUGCGUGUAUGCAUGCUGUAUUCCAGCGCUGUCUCAGCACUCUCCCUCUUACACAUGUGGUUCAUAUUUAAGCCAUAGUGCUGUUCCACUGGACGAUUUGGCUCUGUUCUCCCAGUCCCACAUUCCCAGCUUUUUUCUCUGACUUUCACUUCUGCUGUGCUUUAGGUGGUGUGAGGCUGCAGGCAUUACUUAAAUAAGCAACUGUGAUAAUAAAUUGAAUUUUGUCAAUUGUUUUACUUGCUUUCUUUAUUUAUGUAAUCAUUUGUCAGAGACAGCAUGUGUUAGUUCAUGUCAAUAUGAUUUAAAUGAGCCAAAAUUACACCAAAUUAUAAAGAGUCCCUGGCAGGUUGACGUUACACAUCAAGAACAGCAUGAAACAACAUCAUCAUACAGAGAAUAUUCAUAAUUAUAAUUACUAAUACUUGACAGUAAUAUCUGUGAAUACCAUAUCUCCUAUAACUAUAGCCUGUGUGUGACUACUGAUAUUAAUGAUUGUAUUUAAACAUAUUUAUGCAUACAGGAAAAUUGCCUGCAUUAAUUAUAAUCACUCUGUCUGUGGUUACAGAUGAACUCCUCACAUUAGGACCUGAACAGCAUCGUCACCCCUUCACCCCAGCACACACACACACACACACACACACACACACACACACACACACACACACACACACACACACACACACACACACAAAGACGCACCUCUAUCCAUCCAUCCCUCUUUAAUAUCUCCUUCCUAGUCAAACUCUGUAACCCCUAUCUGCCCAAUGGGCGAGAGGAGCCCUCCCUCAUGUCUCUCUCUCUCUCUCUCUCAGCUCUGACUCUGUCCAGCGCGCACUGAUAAAGGAGAGGUCCGGUACGAGGAUCGGAUCCAGCACAGAGCCGACAGAACCGCAGCCAGACACGCAUUUACCAACUUCUAGCUCCAGCUGCGAUUCGGACCUUAUUUCUGCCUCUGAACUGAGCAAAAACCGAGGAUAAGUGUUUGGGGGAGCUGACUGGAGAGGUGAAACAGCCGACACUUGUUGCUGGUCUGGUCAGGUAAACCUCCUGUCGGCAGGCAAAAGUGCUCAGCGGAGAGUCUGGUGCGCACAUGGCACCGAAAAAGCGCUCCUCACACUCCUGACAGACGCGCAACAUGGAGCCACACACACUGGAUAACGAGGCCUGCUGUAUGUGUGCUUAACCUACUUCACAUCAAAUAUUAUCUAUUAAAGUUGGACAUUUUCUUCUGCAAUCUUAAUUUUCUGGGGGGCGGGCAAAAAAAAAGAAAAAAAAAAAAUCAGAAAAGCCAUGCUGGGCAUUGUGAGCCUCCGGGCAGCCCGGAUUCGCAGCUGUGGUUCACCGGGAGUCAGACUCUCAUCCCGGUCUCCGUCAUGCCAAAACCCCGGUGCCAGCUCGAGGAUUUACUGUGCGUGUCUGUUGCUGCUGCUGCUCGUCACCCCUCGAGUGGACUCUUCAUGGUGGUACAUUGGUGCACUUGGCGCCCGUGUGAUCUGUGACAACAUCCCAGCCUUGGUGAACAAGCAGCGGCAGCUCUGCCAACGCCACCCAGACAUCAUGCAGGCCAUCGGUGAGGGCACAAAGGAGUGGAUCAGAGAGUGCCAGCACCAGUUCAGACACCAUCGCUGGAACUGCAGCACACUUGAACGUGACCACACCGUGUUUGGACGCGUCUUGCUACGGAGCAGUCGUGAAGCAGCGUUCGUCUACGCCAUCUCCUCAGCAGGAGUGGUGUAUGCGCUUACUCGCGCUUGCAGCCAAGGUGAGCUGAAGACAUGCAACUGUGAUCCCCACAAGCGUGGACGGGCCAGCGAUGAGAGAGGAGAAUUUGAUUGGGGUGGCUGCAGUGAUAAUAUCAACUACGGGAUAAAGUUUGCCAAAGCUUUCAUAGAUGCCAAAGAGAAGACUGUCCGAGAUGCACGGGCACUCAUGAACCUACACAACAACCGCUGUGGCCGAACAGCAGUGAAGCGUUUCAUGAAGCUGGAGUGUAAAUGUCACGGUGUGAGUGGCUCAUGCACACUGCGGACAUGUUGGAUGGCCAUGUCAGACUUCAGGAAGACCGGUGACUACCUGAGGAGGAAAUACAACGGGGCCAUCGAGGUGACAAUGAAUCAGGACGGGACAGGCUUCACUGUAGCUAAUAAAGCCUUCAGGAAGGCCACCAAGAACGACCUGGUCUACUUUGAGAACUCUCCGGAUUAUUGCCUGCAAGACAAAGCAGCAGGUUCCCUGGGCACGGCCGGGCGGGUCUGCAAUAAGUCAUCACGCGGCACCGACGGCUGUGAGGUCAUGUGCUGCGGGCGGGGCUACGACACCACCAGAGUCACACAAAUCACCAAGUGUGAGUGCAAGUUCAAAUGGUGCUGCGCUGUGGAGUGUAAGGACUGCGAGGAAGCUGUGGACAUACACACGUGCAAGGCCCCCAAACGAGCCGAAUGGUUGGACCAGACCUGAGGACACACCCCUUCCGCCCCCUGUAAUGCAACCCCACCCUUUUCCCCUUUGCAGGUCAUCCUGUGGAAUGUGGCAUUCUGGGAAAGUUUGUCUGAAAGUGCUCUGCAUCUCCGCCCUCCCCUGCCCCUGUCUCGGUUCAUCAUUGCAUGGCUUUUCUACUUGUUUCUGUGAAAGCACUAGAAUUCAGUACCCAUCAAUAUGAAUAAAUACCCAUUAGCCCCUGUUUGUGAGACUGAACUGCUGGGAUCAGAUGAUGAACAGUGCAACAAGUGAAAACUCUGGGGUUUGGACGGAUUGGGCUUUUAUCAAAGAUUCAGUCCAGAUGGACUUUUUUUCUAGCGUGUGGUUCUGGGUUAAAAAUGGUUUGCUGCUUUCAUGAUGCUUUAAAGACACAUUUUCACAUAAACUGAGCCUUCAAACGUAUCCAGUAUUAUUACAACAACAUCAUAUAUUCACAUAAUUUUCUUUCUUUUGGGGGGGGAAAUACACUUUAAUCUACCAAAACGAAUGCUUGGUUUGACUUUGGGAAGUAGCUUGAAAAGUGCACUUUGAGAAGUGGACAUCUAAGUGUUUGGCUCUGUGUGGUCAAACAGAAGUCCAGGCAGAGGACUACCAGAGGACAGGGAGAUGGACACCAGAUGAAUAAAUGGAC